Messenger RNA from Lontra canadensis (Northern American river otter), 5601 nucleotides. RefSeq names its product maestro heat like repeat family member 2B (gene MROH2B). Bases 811 to 5580 code for a protein of 1589 amino acids. The transcript is spliced from 44 exons. The record is from RefSeq and is a predicted model, not a curated record. NCBI's taxonomy places the organism in Eukaryota, Metazoa, Chordata, Mammalia, Carnivora, Mustelidae. Gene Ontology annotation, cellular component: cytoplasm; acrosomal vesicle.
ACUGAGCAUGCCCAAUUUGUGUGACUGACUUUCACCAAGUAGAACAAUCAACAAGAUCACCAUAAAGGCUUUACCAACACCAGGCCAGUAAAGUGACCACUGAAAACCAUUCCCAAAUUUGUGAUCAAUGGACCCAAGUUUAGGGAGAGGAACUCCUUUGGUCUACAAAAAUGCUUUGAGUCCCAGUCUCUAAUUUCUUCCUUCUCAGAUACUCUGGUCUCCACCCAAGGGACAAUAUUCGGUGAGAUGCAGCCAUUUUGUUGGUCAGCAGGAGCUCAGAAGCAAGAAAAUGUCAUAGUGGUAGAAUACAGCGUCAUCCUUCUCAGUAACAGCCCAUCGCUGGAAGCUUCCAGAUCGUUGUGCCAAUCAAGUGGAGGAGGGACUUUCCUUUAGAGAGCCUUAUGUGAACAUUUUGUGAGAAACUUGUCAACUUGCUUGUUCAAUUUUUUAGCCAUACUAUUUCUGAUACUUAGGUGCUGUCUCUUAGAGAGCCUGAAACAGCGAAGACAUGACUCAAGACAUGGAGGAAACUGUAGUUUUCUGAUGAGAGUUAUUCAAAUACAAAUAUGCCUGGAAAGUGCAAGUCAAACUAAUUUAGAUCAUUAUCAGAAAACAGAAGGUUCCAUUAGCUUUGGGACCAGAAGAGGGAUCUGGCAAAGCCAGAAGGUUAGAUGGAGAGAAACAGAGGUAGACAGACUGUGGCAAAGUACACAGAGGAGGUGCUGAGGAGGAAAUGAAAGUAAACAGCUAUAUUACACCAUUGUCUUCUCAUGCUCAGAGACUUUUGGAGAUAUUAACCUCACUCUAGGCAUGCUGAACAUGGAAGAUAAUAUUAGCAAGGAAGACAUUUAUAGUCAUCUCACUUCCGUUAUUCAGAAUAGUGACAUCUUGGAUGAUGCAAUCGUCCAACGGUUGAUUUAUUAUGCUUCUAAGGACAUGAGAGACAACAAUAUCCUCAGAGAAACCAGAAUGCUGGCUGGUGAGGUGUUGGUGUCUCUUGCUGCGCAUGAUUUCAACUCUGUGAUGUAUGAAGUGCAGAGUAACUUCAGGAUCCUGGAGCUACCGGACGAAUUCAUCGUGCUUGCUCUGGCUGAACUGGCGACCAGCUACGUGUCCCAGAGCAUCCCCUUCAUGAUGAUGACCCUGCUAACCAUGCAAACCAUGCUCAGGCUGGCCGAAGAAGAGAGGAUGAAGGGAGUUUUCUGUACUGCCCUUGAGAAGUUCAGCAAGGCCAUUUACAAAUAUGUCAACCACUGGAGAGACUUUCCCUAUCCAAGAUUGGAUGCCAACCGACUAUCUGACAAGAUCUUCAUGCUGUUCCGGUAUAUAAUGGAGAAGUGGGCCCCCAUUACCUCGCCCAUGCAAACUUUGGCCAUCGUUAAGGCGCAUGGCCCCACAGUGAGCCUGUUGCUUCAUCGGGAAGACCUCUGUGACUAUGCCCUUGACCAGGUACCCUGGCUCCUGAACCAGUAUAAAGACAAAGAGAUUGAUUUCCACGUCACUCAGAGUCUAAAACAAAUACUGACCGCGGUGGUCCUUUAUGACACUGCCCUUCCAAAGGGCUUGAGAAAGACCAUCUUUAUCAGUUUGCUCCACCAGGUGUGCAGAGCUCCAGAGCCUCCUACGAAGGAAAAUGAAAUUGAAGCUUCAAGCUGUUUCCUCAUUCUAGCCCAUUCCAACCCUGCAGACCUGAUGGAAUUUUUUGAUGAAGAAAUGAGGAGUAAUAAUGAAACCACUCGAAUGGGAAUUUUGACUUUGCUAAGAUCGGCUAUCAAUGCUGAGGAGCCCAAGUUGCGGGAUCACAUCACUUCAAUUGAAAGAACAGUCAAAGUUGUCAUGGGUGACCUCAAUAUAAAAGUGAGGAAUUCCACUCUCCUCCUCAUUCAAACCAUGUGUGAGAAAUGCUUCAUUGAAGCCCGGGAAGGAUGGCCACUGAUUGAUUAUAUCUUCUCCCAGUUUGCCAUGUCCACAAAGAACCUGGAAAAACCAAUGAAACCUAAAUCCCAUGAGAUUGAAAAGGGAGAGGAAUCUGUCCGGGAAACAAGCCUCGAGGUCUUAAAAACCCUAGACCCACUGGUCAUUGGAAUGCCCCAGGUGCUGUGGCCAAGAGUCCUGACUUUUGUAGUUCCUGCAGAAUAUACAGGAACUCUGGACUACCUGUUUAAUAUCAUCAGAAGCUUGAUUAUGGCAGAAGAGAGGAAGAAGAAUGAUGCCAAGGAGUCAACAGCACUUGUCAUCUCCACCGGAGCUGUGAAACUUCCUUCGCCCCAGCAGCUCUUGGCCAGACUUCUGGUAAUAUCUAUGCUUGCCAGUUUAGGGAAAUUAUGUGGGGCUAGUGCAAUAGGACUUUUGAAGAUACUGCCUGAGAUAAUUCACCCCAAGUUGGUAAACCUGUGGAAAACACGCUUUCCUGAGCUCCUGCAGCCUCUGGAAGGAAAGAACACUAGCAUCGUGCUAUGGGAAACCAUGCUGCUUCAGUUACUCAAAGAAUCUUUAUGGAAGAUCAGUGACGUAGCUUGGACCAUUCAACUGAGUCGAGAUUUUAAGGAGCAAAUGGGCAGUUACAGCAACACCUCCCUUGAGAAGAAAUUCCUUUGGAAAGCCUUGGGAACCACCUUAGCAUCCUGCCAAGAUAUAGACUUUGUAAGCUCACAGAUUAAGGAAUUUCUGAUUGCUCCCAACCAACUGGGGGAUCAGCGACAGGGAAUAACAUCUAUUUUAGGAUACUGUGCUGAAAGCCACUUGGAUACUGUUUUAAAAGUUCUUAAAACAUUCCAAGAUCGGGAAAAGUUUUUCAUGAAUCGAUGUAAGGGUAUUUUUUCUGGGAAAAAGAGCCUGACCAAGAUUGAUGUCAUGGUAAUCUAUGGAGCCGUGGCCCUCCAUGCUCCCAAGGGUCAACUCCUCACCAGGCUUGAUCAAGACAUUGUUUCCCAAGUCCUCUUUCUUUAUGGCCAGUGCUCUCAGGUUCUGGGCGUGUCUGUGAUGAGCAAGGACAUGGAUCUGCAAAUGAGUUUCACAAGAACUGUCACUGAGAUUGGUAUUGCUGUCCACGAUGCUGAGGAUCAGGGAUUCAAGUUCUCAUACAAGGAGGUGCUGCUGGGUUACAUGCUGGACUUCAUCAGGGAUGAGCCCCUGGACUCCCUAGCUAGCCCUGUUCGGUGGAAAGCCUUAAUCGCCAUCAGAUACCUCAGUAAACUGAAACCUCAGCUCCCACUCAAUGACCACCUAAAUAUUCUCGAAGAAAAUAUUCGCAGGCUGCUUCCCCUUCCACCUCUGGAAAAACUCAAAGAUGAAGGCGAGACAGACAAGGACAAGGAGCACAUCAGUUUCCUCUAUGAACGAUCCAUGGAUGCCCUAGGAAGGUUGCUGAGGACCAUGAUGUGGGAUAAUGUGAAAGCGGAGGACUGCCAAGAAAUGUUCAAUGGAGAUGUCCAGCCUGACCCAUUUAACCCAUCACAUAGGGCCAGUCCACUUAAGAAUUGUUUGUGGGAGCUUCUCCGAAUGUGGCUUGUCUCACAAAAAGAUUGGGAAAGAGAAAGAGCCUUCCAGAUCACUGCAAAAGUGCUGACAAACGAUAUCGAGGCUCCAGAGGACUUUAAAAUCGGCUCCCUCCUGGGCCUCCUGGCUCCUCACUCCUGUGACACCCUGCCCACCAUCCGUCAAGCAGCUGCUCGCUCCACUAUUGGUCUGUUCUGUAUAAAAGGCACCCACCCAGAGGUGGAAAGACUGCAGAGUCUGCAGGAAGGGCUGCAGUGUGAUGACGGGCAGGUCCAGAUCAAGAUUUCUUCUAAAAUAGCGAAGAUUGUCAGUAAACUCAUCCCAGUUGAAGAAAUCGUACUGUUCCUGGAGGAAACCCUGGAUGGUCUGGAGAGCCUUAACUCUGCCUGUACCCGGGCUUGUGGCAUAUGGAUGAUUACGGUCCUGAAGGAGCAGGGAGCCGCUUUGGAAGAACAGCUGUUGGAGAUCUUGAUCAUGAUUUACCAUCACAUGCCAGUCCUCAGGCAAAAGGAGGAAAGUUUCCAGUUCAUGCUGGAAGCCGUCUCUCAGAUCGCCAGCUUUCACAUGGAGGCAGUCGUCGCCAACCUUUUACAGAAACCACUGCCCUUUGACAGGGACACAAAGACAUUGUGGAAGGCUCUGGCUGAGAACAUAGCCUCCAGUAGUAAACUCUUGAGAGCCUUAACAGACAAACUUGAGAAUGAAUUAGAAGAUGACAUGGCCGGGACAGAAGCGAUUUCAGUGGCCUGUGCUAUGUAUGAAGUGGUAUCAACAGGCACCCCCAUCACCAGCUUGUACCCGGAGCUGUUCACUCUUCUCCUGAAGCUGGUCAGCUGCACACUGGGCCAGACAAUGCCCAUUUCCACCUGGAGCCACAGGCGGCGGGUAAUGCAGCAGGGAGAACGGCAGCAGACCGCAGACCCCUGCAGGCUCUCGACGGUGACUCUGAAGUGUGUGCAAGCCCAAGCCAUGAAAGAAGGUCUUGCCAAGGAAUCUGAUGAGGGGGACAACUUAUGGACCCUCCUCAGCAGUCCCAGUACCCACCACGUGGGAGUGUGCGCACUGGCCAGGAGCAUGGCGCUGUGGCAGCGUGGGCUCAUGCUGGACAUCAUAGAGCAACUGUUCUCAUCCUUGACCUCCUCCUCAGAGAACUACCGCAUCACCGGCACAGCUUUCUUCUCUGAGCUCAUGAAGGAGCCCAUCCUUUGGAAGCACGGGAAUCUACGGGAAGUGCUGAUCCUCAUGGACCAGAGCGCCUGGGACUCCAACGCCACGCUGAGGCAAAUGGCCAUCCGAGGGCUUGGUAACACAGCUUCUGGAGCCCCUCACAAGGUGAAGAAGCAUAAGCAGAUAAUAUUAGAAUCUAUCAUCAGAGGCCUGUACCACUUGGCCCGCACCGAAGUCGUCUGUGAAAGCUUGAAGGCUCUAAAAAAGAUCCUGGAGCUGCUCACAGACCGAGACGUGAGCUUCUACUUCAAAGAGAUAGUGCUGCAAACGAGAACCUUCUUUGAAGACGAGCAGGAUGAUGUGAGACUGACUGCCAUCUUCUUAUUUGAGAAUCUGGCAUCCCUAACAGGAAGAAGGUGGAAGAUAUUUUUUGCAGAAGAAAUAAAAAAGAGCAUGAUUUCAUUCCUUCUCCACCUCUGGGAUCCCAAUCCCAAGAUCAGAGCUGCUUGCCGUGAUGUCCUGAUCAUCUGCAUCCCUUUCCUGGGCCUUCAGGAACUCUAUGGGGUGUUAGAUCAUCUCCUUGAUGGUCAGGAUCUACCAAGGGCCAGGGAUUUCUACAGGCAAUUCUGCGUGAAACUGGCAAAGAAAAACCAGGAAAUCCUGUGGAUCCUCCACACACACUCAUUCACCUUCUUCAGCAGCAACUGGGAGAUGAUCCGGAGCACUGCUGUCAAACUCACAGAUGCCAUUGUUCUCAAUUUGACAAACCAAUAUGUGCAGUUAUUAGAUAAAGAACAACUAACCACACGGCUCCAAGCACUUCGGCAAGACCCCUGCAUCAGCGUCCAGAGAGCAGCUGAAGCUGCCUUGCAGACCCUCCUGAGAAGGUGUAAAGAGCUAGGCAUCCUUCUGUAAACCAUCAAGAAAUAAACAGCU